This is a messenger RNA of Coregonus clupeaformis (lake whitefish), 5313 nucleotides long. RefSeq names its product apoptosis-stimulating of p53 protein 1. The record is from RefSeq and is a predicted model, not a curated record. Lineage: Eukaryota; Metazoa; Chordata; Actinopteri; Salmoniformes; Salmonidae. Gene Ontology annotation, cellular component: nucleus. Gene Ontology annotation, molecular function: p53 binding. The transcript is spliced from 19 exons. The coding region runs from base 851 to 4138 and encodes 1095 amino acids. Gene Ontology annotation, biological process: regulation of apoptotic process; signal transduction.
CAACUGGACAGUAGGAAGAAUGCUCUGGUAGCAUAUUUUAUUAGAUUGAUCAGUAUUAUUUUGAAUAUAGUUCUAGGUAAGAAUAUAAUUAUCAGAAAAUAGAACAGUAGAACUACAGUCGGAGUGUUUCCUCUAUGUGAAACAUGCCUGUCAUGACGUUUGUAGCUGCCGUUGGAAAGUGAGUUGCAUUAUCUUGUGAAUUAAAAACAGUUCGCUGUUCUAUUUUGAUUUAGCUUGUCAAAUAAACGAGGACGAGACCAGGGGCUGAUAAUAACUACAUAGAUUUUGCACCGACCGUCAUAGGCUUGAAAGUCAAAGUAACAUUGUUGCGGUUGGAAUGGAUUUGACGUCACGUUGUUUUCUUGAUAUGAAGCAUACUUCAGAGCGUUUGGGUAAAACAUUUUCUGUACUAUCUCACGGAUAACCAUAUAAGAGCAGGCAUCUUUGCUAAAACAGCAUUUUAGCGGACUUGUCCUGUCCUUGGAUUAUCCUAUUUAUUCGAGCGCGCGGGCGGUCGAACCCUCUAAAGGCAAUCGGCGAAUUAUUUGUGGCGUGAACUUUCAGUCGCUGUCAUUACAGCGUAAAGCUCAGCAGCAAAUUCACUGAAACAACAUGCCUCCCAACUACGCUGUGUGAUGUUCUGUGACUAUUGGGUGCCGUGACCUACUUCGCCCUCAGCGUCUAGUUAUGUCUGCAUCGCUGUGGGACCAAGUAUCGUUACUUUAGGACCAUUAAAUCAGAUUCUGCAGAGGGACGCACUCUACCAUACCGACCAGUUAUUUGGACCAGAGAGAGAGUGUUUCUCCAAGAGAUUGGCUGGGAUAAACAUAUUACUUGACUGACUGCAGUCAUGAUGCCGAUGAUCUUGACGGUGUACCUGAGCGACAGCCAGCAAAUGCUGACAGAGGUGCCCAUCACCCUAGAGACGACCUGUAAAGACGUGGUGGAGUUCUGUAAGGAGGCCAGAGAGAGUGGCUGUCACCUGGCUGAGGUCUGGAAGGGCAACGAGAGGGUGAUCCCCUUUGACCACCUGAUGUAUGAGCACCUGCAGAAGUGGGGUCCCAGGAGGCAGGAGGUCAGGUUCUACCUGAGACACGAAGACUCCCCCUCAGAGAGCAGCGACCAGGGGAGCCAGCUCUCUCAGGAACAGUCCAACAGAGGCAGUGGAGGGAGCUCAGACCAGUCUUGUGAGGAAAGGGUGGGGAACCCAUGCGUGGAGCUGACUCUGUCGGAGCUGCAGGAGAUGGCCAAACGGCAACAGCAACAUAUUGAUGCCCAACAGCAGAUGCUGGUUGCCAAGCUCUCUUCUGUGCGAACGGAGGAGCAGUGUCUGAGGUACCUGCAGCAGCAGGACCACACACAGGGCCAGACGGUGUCGGAGGCUGAGAAGCUACAGAGGUUGAAGGAGCGAGUGGAGAGUCAGGAGGCCAAACUAAAGAAAAUCCGCGCCAUGAGGGGCCAGGUGGACUACAGCAAGCUCAUCAAUGGCAACCUGUCGGCUGAGAUCCAGCAUGUGAGUGGGCAGUUCCAGGAGAAGCAGGCAGAGCUGCAGUCAGCUGUGGUGAAGGUGGACCAGCUCACCCAGCAGCUGGAGGACCUGAGGAGGGGACGUCUCAACGGCCUGCAGCCCCUGGGAGGACCUCUCACUGGCACCGCCGCUCUGGAGCUACGCAAACUUUACCAGGAACUACAGGUGUGUAACAAGCUGAACGCGGAGCAGAGUGGCAGGCUACAGCAGAACAAGGAGCUGCUGAAUAAGCGCAACACGGAGGUGACCAUGAUGGACAAGCGCAUCGGGGACCUUCGCCAGCGCCUGCACAAGAAAAAAACUGAGGCAUGUCAAAAAGAGAUCAACUCACUUAACAGGAUCAACGGUCCUCCCUCCCCCCAGCCCACCCCCAGCAGCUCAGGCCGCGUUGCCGCGGUAUGUCCCUACAUCCAGGUGCCCGUCCCAGGCAGACAGGAGGGGGGCUACGCUCUGCUCCCAGACCCCGUUAAACCACCGUCUGUCCCUGGGACUGGCACCGUCAGCCAUGGCCGCUCCAAAUCAGCAGAGGAUGAAGGGUGCGGUGUGAGGAAGCCCUCCGGCCAAUGGAAGGUCUCAGAUUUAGACAUCAUAGUGGACCCCGUGGAGCUGAGAGAGGGGCCCCGGUCCCCCUCAGGGGCCCGCAGUGCCGACACCAAUGAAGCAGAGUGGCCCACCCUGAGAAAAAGUGUCUCCUCGAUCCAACCUUCAGAUUGGAGGAACACCAGCCCAGACCAGAGCCUUGACUCCAGUAAGCUACCAGGUGGAUCCGUGUCCAAACCACCACCCAUCUACGGGACCUACCCUGCACCUACUGGCCACCCAUCUAUAAUCUGCUCUACCAGCUCCCUGCCCAGGUCUACCCAUGCCUCCUUAGCCUGGCAGGGCUCAGCCCCUCCUGGUUUCUCCUCCCAGCAGAUCCAGCAGCGUAUCUCUUUCCCCCCCAGCCCCACACCCCAGUCAGGCCAGGGGGAGAGGAAGAGGCCUGACCCCCCGCUGGCCGUGGCUGUGAGGCCCUACGUCCCAGACCGGUCCUCCUCCAGGCCUCAGUCCCCCAGGAAGGGCCCUGCCACCAUGAACUCCUCCUCCAUCUACCACAUGUACCUGCAGCAGCCUGCAGCCAAGAGCUACCCAGCAGGAGGCAGGUCUGCUGUCAAAGCAGUGUAUGGGAAACCAGUGCUUCCCUCCAGCACCUCUCCCUCCCCUGUGCCCUUCCAGCACGGGGCCCUGUCCCCAAGAGGAGGGAGUGGAGAGGACAUGGUGGACAGGGAAGGGGACACCACAGAGGGUAGACUCCUACUCCCUCCCAGUGUGGAAAACAUCCCGCGGCCCCUGAGCCCCACCAAGCUGACCCCCGUGGCCCACUCCCCACUGCGCUACCAGAGCGACUCUGACCUGGAGGUCCUGCGCCGGCGGCUGACCAACGCACCGCGCCCGCUGAAGAAACGCAGCUCCAUCACAGAGCCAGAGGGCCCCACCGGACCCAACAUCCAGAAGCUCCUGUACCAGCGCUUCAACACCCUGGCCGGGGGCAUGGAGGGCAGCAACAGCACCCCCUUCUACCAGCCCGUCUUUAUGGGUGGUGUCCUGGGAUGUCCUGACGUAGACAACAUCAACACUUCUAACGGGAACCUGAUGGAGACCGCGUCCCUGGUCGUCACUGCGGCAGACGGUCCCAACUCAGACCAUCGCCGGUCCCCUUUCAUGUCCCCUUCCUUUGACUCAAAUGAGAACCAUCGGCAGAGGACACCCCCACCCAGUGAGACCGCUCCCCGCCUACCCAGCCCCCAGCCUAGCCUGGAAGACAACAACAACAACAACCAACCUGGUCCUACAAGCACCACCUCCACUCCCAGGCCCAGCCCCAUCCCAGAGGCCUCGGCUCCCCAACAGAAAGACACCUCUCCCCGGACUGUCACACCCUCUGCACUGCCUAAGAGGACUAACCUGAAGAAGCCUGAGUCAGAGCGGACAGGCCACGGGCUGCGGGUCAAGUUCAACCCCCUGGCCCUGCUACUGGACGCCUCUCUGGAGGGAGAGUUUGACUUGGUGCAGAGGAUCAUCUAUGAGGUUGAGAACCCCAGCACAGCCAAUGACGAGGGCAUCACCCCCCUGCACAAUGCUGUAUGUGCUGGACGUCACCACAUCGUCAAGUUCCUGCUCGACUUUGGGGUCAACGUCAAUGCUGCUGACAGCGACGGAUGGACCCCACUACACUGUGCGGCUUCCUGUAACAGUGGGCAUCUCUGUAAGCUGCUGGUGGAGUCGGGGGCGGCCAUCUUUGCCACCACCAUCAGUGACGUGGAGACAGCGGCUGAUAAGUGUGAGGAGAUGGAGGACGGAUACACACAGUGUUCCCAGUUUCUCUUCGAGCUGCAGGAGAAGCUGGGUGUGAUGAAUAAAGGGUCUGUGUAUGCUCUGUGGGACUACGAGGCCCAGAGCUCAGACGAGCUGUCCUUCCACGAGGGAGACGCCAUCACCACUCUGAGUCGCAGGGACGAUGCUGAGACAGAGUGGUGGUGGGCCAGGCUACAUGACAAGGAGGGCUACGUGCCACGCAACCUGCUAGGGUUGUAUCCAAGGAUCAAGCCUAGACAACGUUCUCUGGCAUAGAGAAGACAGUGCACGUUGCUGAGAAGGCAGUGCACGUUGUUGCGCUGUGACUGGGCCCUCUCUCUGUGCCAGUCUGUGCCACCCCAGAACAAAGGACAAGGGCCAGGGCAUGGACAGAGGGGGCCAUAUCCGGACAGAGACAGACAGACAGGCUCGGUAUUGGUGGUCACUUAACAAAGAGGAAGUAGAGGCAGUAUCCACGGCCCAGAGAUCUCUCUGUCUGCAUUUUUUAAGGUUUUGCACCCCCCCGUCAUUGGAUCAUGAAGCAAUGAAGCUCACUGGACCAUGAAGCAAUGAACGACUCCAACCGCCCUGCCACCACCUACUCAUUCAGAGAAUACUCUGAGCAGAGCUUCCCUCUUCCCCCUCUCACUCAGUGUUUGUCUCCUGUGUGUCAGUCAGAGUAAGGACUUGAAUGUGAUGAUCUCAGAGAAGGGAGCAGAGGACAUGGGCAGUCAUGACUUAGUAAAUGUGGGUUUUGCAGUAAGUGCUGUUAGGAGAUCAGAGUUCAAACCCUGGAGGUCAAAUCUUCAGGGUUUCAACAGAGGAAAGAAGGGAACAGAUAAGAUAAUGUUUUUACAAGAUGAGAAAAGGAAGGAAAGUGAAAGAAGGUGUUAUUCAAAGACUUUGAAGGCUGGUUAAAGCUACUAAAAUAUUUGUGGAAUGUUUAAAACAGUCAUACAAUGUUGGUGUUAUUUUUGCAAACCAAAAUGUGUUCUGAAGGAAUGAGUGGAAGAUGUAGUGCUGGGAUGGGAACGUGAGAGGGGCUGCGUUCUGUUCUACAGAUGCAAUAACUAUGAAGCUAACAAUGGGUGUGAAUUUAAACUAAGCUCAUCAAACACGCAUAAGCCUACAAUAUAUAAAUGCUUUAUCACCUAAAAAGGCCUAUAGUUGGAUCUCUCUUUGGAGUUCGUAUUAAUAUUGAGUUACAUUUUGGCAGACGUUUGUUCCCUAUUUUUGUUUUAGGUUGGUUGUUGUCUAUUUAAUACCUAUAAGGCAAAGUGAUACACAUUUAGAUCACUGAGUAUAGGCAUACCACAGGAGGUUGGUGGCACCUUAAUUGGGGAGGUUGGACUUGUGGUAAUCGCUGGAGCGGAAUCGUGGAAUGGUAUCAAAAACAGCAAACACAUGGUUUCCAUGUGUUUGAUGCCAUUCCAUUUGCUCCGUUCCAGCCA